Molecule: messenger RNA, 570 nt
Organism: Pseudozyma flocculosa PF-1
Lineage: Eukaryota; Fungi; Basidiomycota; Ustilaginomycetes; Ustilaginales; Ustilaginaceae
Exons: 2
Coding region: 1-570 (189 amino acids)
Source: RefSeq, a predicted model, not a curated record
AUGUCCUGCCACGAUAGCUGCUGUGGCACACCCAAGCACCAGACUUCACCUGCCAUCUUCUCGAGCAUCCUCGCCGCACCCUCUCGAUCCCCCACCCCCGACCCGACCAUGGGCGGAUCGAGCCAGCACGACUUUUCCUUCAAGCCGGACCUGGCCUUCGAUUCGCACCCCUUCUUCGCCAACCGAAGCCAGGGACAGACCGGCAGCGGUAGCGGUGGCGGCACCGGCGCCGCUUCGGGAUUCGGCUUCUCGUUCAGCGAGAUGCGUUCCUCGAGCUCGUCGUCACAGAGCGCCGGCGAUGCUGAGCCAAAGACGACCAGCUCCCACAGCUCCUCGUCUGGCAGCUGGUUCCACCCAGCUCAGGCGGAUCCCGGUGCGGGUGCCGCCAACAGCACCACCAGCUCCUCCUGGAGCAACAGCUUCUCGUCGUCGUCGUCGUCGUCGUCGUCGUCGUCGUCCUACUCGUCCACCUCAGAGGAGCGCACCGUCAACGGCGCGAGGGUCGAUGGGGCCAGUCAGCAGAGCGAGGAAAAGACUCAGGCCCAGGCAAGCUUCCACUGGCAGAGCUGA